Sarcophilus harrisii (Tasmanian devil) is the source of this 11711-nucleotide messenger RNA. RefSeq names its product ribosomal protein S6 kinase A3 (gene RPS6KA3). Gene Ontology annotation, molecular function: ATP binding; magnesium ion binding; ribosomal protein S6 kinase activity. The record is from RefSeq and is a predicted model, not a curated record. Bases 260 to 2482 code for a protein of 740 amino acids. Lineage: Eukaryota; Metazoa; Chordata; Mammalia; Dasyuromorphia; Dasyuridae. Gene Ontology annotation, biological process: protein phosphorylation; intracellular signal transduction. The transcript has 22 exons.
GGAAAAGAAGAAGGCGAGAUCCGCACAGACAGCGGCUGCGGCCACUGUCUCGCCGCCCGCCUGUGCGGGCGCCUUGCCGGGAGAGUGCGGCGUUUGGGGGGGGUGUCGGCCCCCGUGCCUCCCCCCUGGGGUCCCGCGGCCGCCGCGCGCCGGGGCUGUGGGGCUCAGGCGCUGGAGCAGGAUUCCCCGAGAAGGAGGAGGCGGGAGAGGAGGAGGAGGAGGAGGAGAAGGUGCCGGCGGCUGCGGGUCCGGGGGGAAGAUGCCGCUGGCGCAGCUGGCGGACCCGUGGCAGAAGAUGGCUGUGGAGAACGCGAGCGACAGCGCUGAAAAUGGGCAGCAAAUUAUGGAUGAACCUAUGGGAGAAGAGGAAAUUAAUCCACAGACUGAAGAAGGCAGUAUCAAAGAAAUUGCAAUCACACAUCAUGUAAAGGAAGGACAUGAAAAAGCAGAUCCCUCCCAGUUUGAACUUCUAAAAGUACUAGGGCAAGGAUCAUUUGGAAAGGUAUUUCUAGUAAAAAAAAUCUCAGGAUCUGAUGCUAGACAGCUUUAUGCAAUGAAAGUAUUGAAAAAGGCCACACUGAAAGUUCGAGAUCGUGUUCGGACAAAAAUGGAACGUGAUAUUCUGGUAGAAGUUAACCAUCCAUUUAUUGUUAAGUUGCAUUAUGCUUUUCAAACUGAAGGGAAACUAUAUCUUAUUUUGGAUUUUCUCAGGGGAGGUGAUUUGUUUACACGCUUAUCCAAAGAAGUGAUGUUCACAGAAGAAGAUGUCAAAUUCUACUUGGCUGAACUUGCACUUGCUUUAGAUCAUUUACAUAGUCUUGGAAUAAUCUAUAGAGACCUAAAACCAGAAAAUAUAUUACUUGAUGAAGAAGGCCACAUCAAGUUAACAGAUUUUGGCCUAAGUAAAGAAUCUAUUGAUCAUGAGAAGAAGGCAUAUUCUUUUUGUGGAACAGUAGAAUAUAUGGCUCCAGAAGUAGUUAAUCGACGAGGUCAUACACAGAGUGCAGAUUGGUGGUCUUUUGGUGUUUUGAUGUUUGAGAUGCUUACCGGUACUCUACCAUUUCAAGGGAAAGACCGAAAAGAAACUAUGACUAUGAUCCUCAAAGCCAAACUUGGAAUGCCACAGUUUUUAACCCCUGAAGCACAAAGUCUUUUACGUAUGCUUUUCAAACGAAAUCCUGCAAACAGACUAGGAGCAGGACCUGAUGGAGUUGAAGAAAUUAAAAGGCAUUCAUUUUUCUCCACAAUAGACUGGAAUAAAUUAUAUAGAAGAGAAAUUCUUCCACCCUUUAAGCCUGCAACUGGUAGACCUGAAGACACAUUUUAUUUUGAUCCUGAAUUUACUGCAAAAACUCCAAAAGAUUCACCUGGUAUUCCACCUAGUGCUAAUGCACAUCAGCUUUUUCGAGGUUUCAGUUUUGUUGCUAUCACAUCAGAUGAUGAAAGCCAAGCAAUGCAGACUGUGGGGGUACAUUCAAUUGUCCAGCAGUUGCACAGGAACAGUAUUCAGUUUACCGAUGGAUAUGAAGUAAAAGAAGAUAUUGGAGUUGGCUCUUACUCUAUUUGCAAAAGAUGUAUAAAUAAAGUUACAAAUAUGGAAUAUGCAGUUAAGAUUAUUGAUAAAAGCAAAAGAGACCCAACAGAAGAAAUUGAAAUCCUCCUUCGUUAUGGACAGCAUCCAAAUAUUAUUACUCUAAAAGAUGUCUAUGAUGAUGGAAAAUAUGUCUAUGUAGUAACAGAACUUAUGAAAGGAGGUGAACUGCUGGAUAAAAUUCUUAGACAGAAAUUUUUCUCUGAACGAGAAGCCAGUGCCGUCCUAUUUACAAUAACCAAAACUGUAGAAUAUCUUCAUGCACAAGGGGUGGUUCACAGAGACCUGAAACCUAGCAACAUUCUUUAUGUAGAUGAAUCCGGUAACCCAGAAUCUAUUCGAAUUUGUGAUUUUGGCUUUGCGAAACAGCUAAGGGCAGAAAAUGGUCUUCUGAUGACUCCAUGUUAUACUGCAAAUUUUGUUGCUCCAGAGGUUUUAAAAAGACAGGGAUAUGAUGCUGCAUGUGAUAUAUGGAGUCUUGGUGUUCUGCUUUAUACAAUGCUUACUGGCUACACUCCAUUUGCAAAUGGUCCUGAUGAUACCCCAGAAGAGAUACUGGCACGAAUAGGCAGUGGAAAGUUCUCACUCAGUGGUGGUUACUGGAAUUCCGUUUCAGACACAGCAAAGGAUCUUGUUUCAAAGAUGCUUCAUGUAGAUCCACAUCAAAGAUUAACUGCUGCCCUUGUACUUAGACAUCCUUGGAUAGUUCACUGGGACCAGUUGCCCCAAUACCAGCUAAACAGACAAGAUGCUCCACAUCUAGUAAAGGGUGCCAUGGCAGCUACAUAUUCUGCUUUAAAUCGCAACCAAUCACCAGUUUUGGAACCAGUAGGCCGUUCUACACUUGCUCAGCGGAGAGGUAUUAAAAAAAUUACCUCAACAGCCCUCUGAAGUGACCUCAACCAUUUAUUUGGUACCAUGGUAUAAGAUGAUAGCACAAAUCAUGGCAACAGGUAGCACAUACCUGAGAGAUACCUGCAAGCACACACUGUCCCAGCUGGUACCCAUAAUGCUGCUGCUCCUGCUGCUCCUGCUUUCAUCUGUUCUCGCUUUAAAUGAUUGUUGGCAAGUUAGACUUUCCUGGAGCUUCGAAUGGAAUGAAUAAUGAAGAUAUGUUCACUGAAUCAACCAGAAGAAUCAUGAACACCACCUCUGUCAUUAAACAAAUAUACAUACACACAUAUGUUCGUGUGUGUGUGUGUGUGUGUAUGUGUGUGUGUAUAUAUAUAUAUACACACACACACACACAAAUAUAUAUACAUAUUAUAUAUAUAUAUACAUACAUACACUGAAUAAUAAAGUACUCUACCAUAUAGCAUUAUUUUUAUAGGGAAUAUUUCUUGUCCCCAAAAAUAUUCUUUGUUACUUAUAAGGAUGGACAAUUUCUGUUUAGCACUUAACUUAAACAAUCCGUUUAUAUUAGCACUGUAUCCUUUGUGCCAUCCAACAUUUUGUAUGUUUUUGUAAACAAUUCAUACACAGUACAUUUCUGUACUGCUUUCUUUAAUGUAUACAUGCCUUGUUUAACUUGGACCUUAUUAUGAAUCAAUUUGACUAUUAAAUCUGGUUAAGCAGUUCACCUGAAUUAAUCAGUAUUGUUGGACAGCUCGAAAAUUGCCUGAUUGCUCAACAGCCAUUGAAUGUAAUACUAUGAUCUUGUACAAACCCUUCCUCAUUUCUAUGUCACUGAUUUUGUUCUUAAAGUGAGGUGCACUGUCAUGCAGAUAUAGGGAGCUGUUGUACUAGGGCAAGGUGAAAUAGUGCAUUAAUAUGCGUGUGUGGCAUGGUAUCAAGAAUAUGCCAAAAAGCAAGCCUAUCCACUUUGCAACCCUAUUGCUUUGAUCUGAUUUUUCUUAAGUAAGGAAUCUUUCCCCUUGCACUUUUUAAUUUUGAGUGGUAUUGGCUUAAUAUUAGUUGUUUGUGUUUUGAAUUUUUGUUUUAAAUUUUAUUUGGGAGUUACUUAGUGAGACAAUUAGAUAAGAAAAGAUUGUCAAAAACUCGUGUCCAUUGUAGCUAUGGUAUUAGGUGCUGGUUUGAAAUCGAUUCACAAGUCACUGCUCUUCAUUUGAAAUUGAACUUAAAUCUUAUCCUAUAGCAGAAAGUAUUCUUGACCAUCCAGUGUUGAAUUGGAAAGAUAAAAUAUAAAUUAGUUCAUCUUUAUGAAUGAUUUUGUGUACUUCUGAAUACCUGGAGUCAGGAUACUUCUGACUAGUUAGUUGGUCACCAUAUUUAACCUAGCGUUUUAGCAUUCUUCAAAGAGAUAUAAAUUUGGUGAGUGUCACUAUUUUGUUUCACCAUUGAAAUGUAUGCAAACAUGAUUGCCCAAAUGAGGUGUCUGAAGCAGAUUUCUGCCAGACUACUCGGUGUCUUAUUUGCUUGUUUUGCAAAUGUCACUUUUACAGACUAUGGAAAUGCUUAAUUAACUCAGUUCCUUUUCUGCUAUUAACUAAUCAAUGAUCUUAAAAUAUAUUUGUGCAAGGAAAAAAUAAGCUAAUUUACCUCAUUCUGAAUAUGCUUAGUUAAAUCUAAUACACUAAGCCAUAUGAAAUCAAAAAUUUUUUUUCCUGCCAAAAGCUUUAAUUAUUUCUGUAUAAAAGUAUAAAACAAGAAGGCUUUGGUUUGGUUUAUCUAAACAAUUUAUGGCAAUUGGUUAUCAUGCCUUAAAUUGGUGAGCUAGCCUAUUAAUUGAUGUCCUAUAGUUUUGAGGUUAGGAAUACCGAGAACAUAAACAAGACUAGGUUCUCUUUAAAUUGUAUAAUUCUUGAUGAUUUUGAAUGGAUGAGAAAUAACCAUUUCUGUGACAAUUCAGAGAUUAGAAAUCAUUUAAAUGAUAAGAGGGAUUAAGAUGGUUGCUAAAUUAAAUAUCUGCACCCUGUUAACCAGAAUGGUUAUCAGAAAUCGAAUGAAAUAAGACCUAAUAAUAUUGCAUAGAUGGGGCACCAGAAAGAAACUUUGAUGUUUCCGAAGUACUUAACAUAGAUGAUGUUGUUAUCUAGGAAAGUGUUCAUAUUUUCUCCAUUACCUGGAAAGAAUUAGUUUUCUUUGAUCUUAAUUGAACUAAAACUUCAUUCACACUGGCAUCCUGUAACAUUGUUUCUUUUAAAUUAUGAUCAUAAUUUGGGGCAGGACAAGAAAUAAUUCAGGCAGAUUAUAUUUUUAACUAAAGUUAAUUUAAGAUGACUAAAAUUUAAAAGGCAGUUGUCAACCAUAAAAUUGUCCAUUUAGAGCAGAAAAAAGCACAUUAGAAAUUCUCCAUUCCAACCAUUUCAUAUUACAGAAGAGAAAACCGGUCCAGAAAAGUUAAAACUUCAGUUUCCCUCACAGUAAAAAGAGGAUUAAGUCCUCUAAGCUCUAAAAUUCUAUGAUUUGAAAUAAUGUGUCAAGUUCACAGAACUCUUUGGUAGCUGAACAAAAACUCAAAUCCAGGGAAACUGUGUUAUAAUGAAAAGAACCCUGAAUUUGAAGUCAGAAGCUCUGCCUUUUAUCACUUAUGAGACCAUGUCACUCUUCUGGGCCUCGUAUACCUUAUGUGUAAAAUGAGAGAUGAUUUAGAUGAUCUCCUAGGAGUUCAUUCCAAACCCUAGAAUCAUAGGACUUCCAAUUAUAUUAAAUAUUUACCAUAUCAUGCUAUCUUCCCUGUAUAUUGCCCCUUGACAAAUAAAUUAAGAGUUACAUUUUUGUUAGAAUUAGCUUCCAUUCAACAAAUAUUUAUUGAAAACCUAUAUUAUCUUCUGAGGCACAGAUUAAUAAAAGAGUGCCUGCCCUCAGGGAGCUUAUAGUUGAUAAGGAAGACUAUGUACACAAAUAACUAUAAUAAAAAUUAUACACUCUUAUGUUAUUGGAUACUCUGAUUUUAGUAUUAUCAGUAAGUAAGUGUGAUCUUACCUGCUAGAUUUAGGUAAAUUGUCUUACUCUUUAAAUAACAAUUCACAUAAUCACAGAACUAUCACAUUGGUUAAGAAAAAAGGUUAUGAAAAUAAUUCAGGGCUCCUUUUUUCAUCUGACAUUACCAUUUUUAUUAAUUGCUUUGAAUUCAGUUCUUCCACAUUUCUCUAGUCACUUUAUUAACAUGGACAUUUAAUCUUCUCUCUCUCACCAUUAAGCUAUCUUUUGGAAUCUACGUAAUAUUCUAUUUUCAAAAAUCUUCCUCUUUUGUCUUCUUGCAUUGCCAGUAAUGAAUGGGAAGCAAGUAUUAGUUAUUAGAAAGCAUUGGUUAAUCAAAAUGCUGCUAAUUUAACAAUGUCCCCUGCAUUCUAAAGAGUACUUGGAGCACAUACACCAUUCAUUUUGUUUUCUUUUUUAAGCAAUUGUAUUAAAAUUAAGUGUUUUGGUUGUUUUUUUUUUUUUGUUUUUUUUUUUACAAAUCACUUUUACUUUUUCUAGUUUAUUAGAGACAUCACAUCCAGAUAUUUUCUGUUUAUAUAUAAUUGUAUUGUGACUAUUUCCAGGAUUGAUUUUUGUGCUUGUCCCAGAAAGUCUCAGUCCUAUUACUGUGCUAGAUGGAGCUUCUUUUGACUAAAGGUUCCGUUUAGGCUUUGAUCCUUGUAAUUUUAAAUUCAGGUAAGGUUAGAUGUUUUAACAGAUGAAUUAAAUCAGUAUUGUGACUGCAAUUAAUAAGAAUAGCCGUCUUUAUCUCCAGGGUGCUUAUAUUUUGCUAAUCUUAAGUGAGAAUUUGUGGAGAUUUUUUAAUGAAGGAAUAAAAUGAGGUAAUUAAUACCUGUGGUACUCUGUGGAUCCACACAUAACCACUCUUUUUUACAGUUGAUGGACCUGCAUAGCCAUACUAAACAAACAAAGCACUCAGAAACAACUUAGUGUUAUUUCUGUCUAUGGAAUUUUGUGUAGUGUGCUUUGAAAAAAGUAGUUUUUAAUUUGGUUCCUAUGUGACAGUGCAUCUCAAAGAAUUGAGAAACUUUAUUUUCUUAAACCUGGGAUCUCAAUCUCAAGUGCAUUACUUUGUCUUGACUAGUCUUUUAUUGUUUGUUUGUUUAAAAAGAAGACUAAGGAUUUGGAUGAGCGCCUACCUCCUACCUCUUAAGGCUCUUUUCUCAUGACUGCUACUAAACCUUGGAGUUUGUGAUCAGCAGUUUAGAUUUUUGUCCUGGUGAUGACUACCAGGUCUCCUAGCAGAGUGCAAGUAGAUGUAAUUGGGCAAGAAAAAAAAAAUGGUAUCAUUCACAGAGGAAUCUCAAACAAAACUUCAGAGCUAAGUUGCCAGUUAUUUAUGUAAGUGUAUGAGAGAAAAUAGAGAAGCUGGCUAUAAUACUAAGUAGAUUUAGUUUUGUAAUCUAGUGGGGUGAAGAUUUCUACUUCUAUUAGAAUCAUUAUAGUAUUGAACAAAACCCAUAUUGAGCAUUUCCAAUUGAUGUAUUUAAAACAAAAUUUUAAAUACAAAGCAAGGACAUAAGAAUAUAGCUUGUUUUGUUUUAUCUUAAUAGAUGUAGUUUACAGUACUUCUAAAGCUUUGCUUCUUUAUUUGGAAGAAAAAAAAAUAAGCUUCAUGAUAUGUCAUUCCUUGGUAAGUUUAAAAAUUAUUGGAUGAUGAGUUUUACUCAGUUUACAUCACUCAAAAGUGAUGUAAAUUUAUUAGUUUUAUCUUUGCUUUUAUCCUAAUCAAAAAAGGGAAGUGUAUACAUGAGGGAUGUAAUUAUUUUGCAGUUUUUGCUGGGAAAGGAGAAGUUGGGUAGAUAAGUACUUAAAUGGUUUUUAAAAAAGAGAAAAAUAAGAUAAAUAUUUUUCUACUAUUAUAUGAUUAUACUUUAUACUAGUUUCUCUAGUAUGGCAUGCCAGGAAGUCCAGGGUACUAUAUCAUAAGUUAAUAGUGUAUUUUACCUUUUAUUAGGCAAUUAAAGUAGCAUCAGAUGCUUGGCACUACUGCCUUGAUUAUAAAAUACUCAUAAAAGAUCAAAUAUUACUGAACAAUUUAAAAGAAUAAAUUAUUCCCAAGUUUGAUCUAGGAAAUUUUCCAAUCAUAUUGUUAAUGUGUAAUCUAAGCUAUUUCAAUGGUAUACAUGAACAAUCCUGGAAAGAUAUUGCUUGUAUUCCUGGCACAAGUUGUCAGGCUUUGUAAUCUUUAAAAGAAAUGAAAAUUUAUACAAUGAAUAAACUUUCAAAUAGAUAUGUACACACACACACACACACACACACACACACACAUAUAUGCCACCUUUUUCCACAUACUUUUAAUUACUGUAUGCCAGUUGGAUAACAGCAUGUCAUCUCAAAUCAAGGUUCUGUCUCAUUAACUCCUAUCUGUGAAAUUAGAUUUCCAGAUUUUGAUUAUAUAACCUGCCAGGAAAAUACCGAAGCUUAUUGGCUAAAUCUUAUAAGAUAAUCAUUCAAUAAGACAUUUUCAAUUUUGUUGGGUAGAUUUUAUGUCAUGCUAUUUAGGGAUGGUUCACUUAGAACAUCUUAGAUUUUUAAAUCAAUGGAAAGCCUCCAAGAUAAAAGUUCAAACUAUGUACAAAUAUUUGAUAACUGUCAACCAGAGAAAUUUAUUAUUAAUGUUAUUAAAUAAUGAUUUUAUUUUAUCAUGAAGUUUAUGCUCAUCUCAAGCCCGGUUGCUAAUGAUCCUGUGAGAAUUAAGUUUUCAGUCUCACUAAAAUUUCUAAUCUUUAACAAACUUUGAGUUACUACUAUCAGAGAGGAGAUUAGUCUACAAUUUUGUUACCUGAAAUAACCACCAUGGUGGAAAAAAUAGGGAUAAUUUGUAAUUAUAGCUGCUUCUAUAGCAAGAUCAAAGGCAUAUUUCACAAUGGCUUUGCUAUAUUAAAUUGAAGUCCUCUGAGGUGGGUGUGGUAGGACCAUAUAAAAUCAAAGUGACUUAGAAGACCAUUAUUUUUUAAAUUAAUUUUCAAUUUUUUUCUGUGCAAAAUAGCUUAUCAGAUUUUACUAAUGAGGCAUAUUAGUUAAUAUGUUUUGUAGUGAAAUUCUUUACAACCAAAUAGGUAUCCUUAAUGUUCUGAUCUUUUUUUUAUAAACAUAAAACUCGAGAUAUUUUAAAGUCAUUAUAUUAGAUUAGUGAUCUCAAAUGAGAAAGUGGUCAUUCAAAUUUACUUUGAUUAUGUAUUAUAGAUAAAGCAUAUGUCUGAAGGAGAAUCCCAAAAUUGUAUUUCAAAUGAAAAAGUAAUAAUUUUUUAUUUCCCAUAAUGUGUUUUAACAGGAAAAGGUGUGGUGUUUUUAUUUCCUUCUUAAAGUGGGAUACCUAUUAGUCAUUUUUCAUGAGCAUAACUCAAUGUUAAAUAUGUUGAGAGGUUGAAUAAAGAAGAUUGAUUGUUAGUAUCUGAAAGUUAUAGAUACAAGAUAAUAAAUGAGAAAGAAGACAUUAUGGCAAUACAAAUAAUUGCAAGAAUGUGAAGAUGAGAAAAUUUGAAGCAUUCAGAACUUCAAAUAUGUGUUUCCACUGCAUGAUUCCCCCCAAUAAAAUCCCUUUAGUUAACUUAUGGAGUCAAGAAAUAUGUGUGUAUUUUGAAAAAAAUUUUGAAGUGCUAACUAUUAAUAUACAAAGUAUGUGUUAUAUAGAGAAGCAGGUUUUAGAGAAUGGCAACAUCAAAAAUAUACUAAUGCAUUUACUUUAGUAAAUUAUCUAAGGAUUUAAGAUUGCAGAGCAUCCAGAAUCAGGAGGAAGAAAAAAACACUGAUCUGAAUCAGAAGGGUCUAUAUAAGCAUAUUAAAUAUUGUGUGCAAAGUGCUAGGAAAAGAGACUCUGCUCUCCUCUACAGAGUAAAAGACAGUUUGUAGGUUACAAAUCUGAUAGUGCCUGGCACAUAGUAAAUAUUUUCUUUAAAUGCUUAUUCACAUAAAAGACUCAUGAGAAGGAAAAAAUGAUCUUCUUGAAUAUAUUAUUAAAGCACCCCAAUUACCCAAAUUCAUUUCAAGCAAAGAUACCCCAGGCAAUUGGUUAGCUCAGUUAAGUGCUAGGGGACCUGGAUUUUCUUGUAUGUCUUUACCCCCUCUCUUAGCUCCACAAAAGAAACGAAUUACAGAAAUUGUCACCUUUUCUCCUUGUCAUGUCUUGUUUUGCUUGAAGGAUGAAGCAAUACCAAAUUGUUUGGGUUUGGGUUUUUUAAAAUGAUAAGGCUGGAUCUUCAGAUUUAUUUUACAGGAAGUAGCAGGACCAUAAGAUUUAAAGGAGAUAAACCCCUUAGAAAUCAUCUAAUGAGACUAAUUUUACAGAUGCUGAAACAGGCCCAGGGAAAUUAGUGCAAUUUAUUGUUUUUCUUUGGAACAACUCAAUAAAAAUACAAAGUGUUAAUUUACCCUAAUACACAGCUAACUACUGAUAGAUGGAGGAAGAGAGUGCAUCUUUCAUUUCCUGAUAGUGGCUCAGCUUCAGUUUGUACUUAAGUAGUUCACAGUGCUUUAUCCAUAGAUGAUGUUCAUUAAGUAUUUUUAAUUAAAAAUACAAGAAAAUGCAAUGAGUUAAGAUCAAUUUCUUGUAAAUCUUGUAAAUGAGUUUUCUGUUACUGAUCUAAGCUUUAAAAAGUAUUUUUGAUUUGGGUUUUUUUUUUCCAAGAUGGCAGAAAAGUGUUUUUGAAAGUAUAAUUGUUUAUUAAAACUACAAGGACAUGACUAACAAGUAUUGAGUAAAAAAUAAAAUAACCUAUGUAUUAAUUCCCAUAAAGACAGCAAAGAUAUCAGAGAUUACCUGAACCAUAUUUAAGCAGUGAAAAUAGAUUGAGAAGCAUUAUUCUUGAAGUAGUAACCUAAGUUCAAAUCCUUCUCUCAGACAUUCUUGAUUAUGAGACCUUGGACAAGGGAGAAGGAAUGUCAAGACUGGAAGUUCCCAACACCAUUGAAAUCAGGAUCAUAGCUAUAGGCAGCUGGUGGCAAAAUGGAUUAAGUACUGGAACUGUAGUUGGAAAGAUCCAAGUUCAAAUUCAGAUUUAGAUUCUAGCAAUAUGACCCUGAACAAUUCACUGAACUCUGUUUCCUCAACUGUAAUGUGGAAUGAUAGCCCCCAUUUCAAAAGAUAAUUGUAAAGAUCAAAUGAGACAAUUUAAAAAACAAUACUUAGCACAUAGUAAGUGCCUUAUACUUUUUCCAUCCCCACUGCUUUAGAGGUAAAGGUUGUUAGAAGUUAUAUAGUUCAAAUCUCUUGUUUUACAAAUGGGUAAACUGAGGGCAAGAGAAGGUAAAGUGAUUUGCCUUGAUCACAGAGGUAGCAAGUAAAAAAGCUGGAAUUUCAGCCCAGGUCCUCUUGAAUAAAUCCAAUAUUCUUCUCUACUACAGGAUGAAAACAAAAAUGUAUAUGUACAUGUUGGGGGAUUAUUGUAUUUUUAUGUUUAUGGGUGGGGGUUGGGGUCCCAACCUAUUGCAGUGUGAUAUUGAAGAAUGCAAUGUUUGUUACAUAUUAUAUCAUCGUGUGUACAUAUUAAUACAUAUUUGUACAUAAACAUACCUAACUUCAUUUUUUAAAAGCACUGUAUACAAAAAGUAGAAAACAAAAAUCUUUAGGUAAGAGAUUUUGAUUUAACCAUUAUAAUCAUUCUUUACCUAUUUGUUGAGAGGAGAAUAGGUAAGUGGGAGACUAGUAAAUUAAUGAUUUGUGGUCACUUAGCUGAAUUCUCCUUCUCUCUCUCUCUCUCUCCUCCUCACCUCUGCCCCCACUGCUUAUUUCCCAGGUAAGAACACUUUCCACUGAAUUUGGACGUUUAUUUAGCAUUUUUCACAAGACAUCAUGAGCCGUGGCUUUUCUCCAGUAUUUUGGUACACAUUUUUGCCCAUGUUUCAUAAAGUUCUACCCUGUUUUCUACAAGAGUAGUCUCAUGUAUCUUCAGUUAUAUUACCAUAUUCUCUCCCAUUGAGGGAAACUUUCCUCAAGUAGCCUCAUAUUACAGCAAAUCUCUUUUAAAGUAUUAGUUAUUGAUACCUCAUCCGCAAUCUGAUUAUGUAAUAUAGACUUCUGAUCCAUAAUAAGCCUUCAUUUGAAAAUUAACUCCCAAGAAGAAUUUUAUAUUUUCUUCAAAUGUAUUCUUAUGAAGUAUUAGGAGAAAAGGAGAUAGCUCCCUUACACUGACCAGCAAGAAUCACCUUUGAGCAUCUUUUAAGCUAGGAUAUUUAUGUUGUCAAAUGCCUACUGGAAAAAAAAAAAAGUUAAAUAGGUAACUAUGUUAAAUUA